GAAGAGAGCAGAUUCUUCUCGCUCUGUCGUUGUGUCAAACAAGAAAACAGUACGAAAAGCUGCAAUCGAAACGCGCUCUAUGCGGAACGCUGUCUAGCAGUGGCAAAACAUUUCAGCAAGUAAAUUGAGUCUAAUUAAAUCAAGGGAAGAGACGUUGAGAAAGACAACGAGCCAGUUCAUUUUUACUUCUGCUUUUUCCCAGGGAAACGAAGCACAUGACUUGUUGCAUCAGAUGCAAGACUUCAGCGUCGCUAAAAGUUCAGGCAGCUUCGCAGACUUGGUGACCAGUAAGCGAGCCGGACAAUACUUGUGCCUGUCUCCCGGCAAGUUCUAACAUGGGAAGCUAAGGACAACUCCCCUAGUCGAUUGGACAGCGCUUCCGGAAAUUUUAGCGUGAAUUCCAAGACUCAUAGUGCCCCGAGAUGGAGGACUCCUCCGCACUGUGACCAGCUCCCGGGGGGAGGGGAGGAACGGGAGGAGAUAAUGGAUGAGAGGAGCACACAGACGACGGCGGGGAGCGAUUCGGCUGAGACCCCGGGGGCCGUGCCAGGACUGAAAAGGGACGGGGCCCCACCCGGGGGCCUGCCCAAAAGUGGCUCUGAGUCAGCCCUCAGGGACCGGCUGGCCCUCCUGGAGAGGAACACGCGGCGCCCGGUCGGCGAGCGGGAGGAGGCCGUGCUCCAUGUGCUGCCCCUCUUCAUCGAGCUGUUCCAGAGUGGCUCUGCCGGAGAAGAUCUGAACCUGCAGGUCCUAGCUGCACAGUCAGCAGAAAUCGUGGUUCUCCAUGUUCAGCAGAAGCUGUCAGAGAAGCCUGCAGAAGAGGCCCGCUACGAAGUGGAACUGUUUUUUCGGAGGAAUGCAGAAGUGAGAGCGAACAAAGGCUGGCUGCUGCUUCAGUGCCUGGCCCUGCUGUCCGCCGGCGAUUCAGAAACGGUCACGACCAUCAUAAGGAGCGGGCUGCCAGCUGCUCUGAUAAAGUGCCUGUACCUGUUCGUGUCCUUACCCCCCCGAAAAGAUGGGGGGGUCGAGGAGGGGGUCAAAGGCUCAUUCCAGGAAGUCUUCACACAGGUGCUCCUGCAGCUGUGCAGGGAGGUGCAGUGUGUGGAGGAGGUGGUGGAGACGCAGGAGUUGCAGUGUUUGAUCAUCGCCCUCACCUCCCUGUGGGACCAGUGCAGCUGCGCCUGGAGACGGCACGCCUGCAGAGUCCUGAGGGCCGUGUCUGCUGCCCAGACCAAGAACACCGUCCCCGCCCUGCAAGCUAAGAACUGUAUGAAGAUCUGCAUCCAGAACCUUCUGAAGAUCCCGGAGUCGGUGCCCGGGCCGGUGCUGGCCGAGGUGGCCGUCGGCGUGUUCGGCUUCGUCCGCGACUCGUAUCCCAGCAACCCCGCGCUCUUCCACGAGUUCGAGAACAACGAGGGGUACACCGUCCUGCAGGGCAUCAUGUCCCGAUGUGAAGAAGGAGUGACCUCUGCAGACCUCCAGGCUCUGGAGGAGUUCCUGGGCCUGAUCGCGUCCCUCACGCUGUGCGGGAAGGCCGAGCUCAAAGUGGCCCUGUGCGUCAACAACCCCCAGCCUCCCGGCUUCAAGUUCGACCCGGUCCUGACCAAAGGAUCCUCGGUGAAGAACCUCACGGCGUUCCGCAUCCUCCAGUCGUCGUUCCUGCGCUCGGGGAACGCGCACACCUGCGCCCAGGUGCUGCUCGCCGUGCGCGACAUCUGGAGCUGGGACAAAGCCAACUUCUUCCUGCUGGAGUGGACCCUGCAGUCCCUGGCGCAGCUGGGCGAGUGCGUGUGGCGCAAGCCGGCGGCCGUGCACGGGCCCUUCUUCCGCCUGCUGGAGACGGUGGUGCUGCAGCUGAACUACAUCCCCCACGAGGCCCUGCGCAAGCUGCAGGCCGCCUUCCUGCAGAGCGGGCCCUCCCCCUUCGCCGUGGCGACGCUGGCGUCCUACCGCACGCUGUGCGCGCGCAGCGGCCUGUUCUGCGAGGUGCUGUGCGACUCCGGGGUGCUGGACCUCCUGCUCGGCCAUCUCCGGAAGCGCGCCAAGGUGCUGCGCAAGGCCGGGAUCACGGGAGCCGCGGUCCAGUCGGGCGAGGAGAGCUGUGAGAAGGACCUGGUCAGGAACAUGCUGGAUGUGGUGGCCGUGCUGGCGCUCAAGUCCGUCAAAAACACUGUGGCGAUCAGGGACUGUGGGAUGAUCCCCUACAUUAAGAUCUUCCUGGACGAGGAGCAGUUGCGCAGCCCGACCCUGAUCCUGCUGGAGCAGCUCUCUGUGAUUAACCCCGAGGAGUACAUGAGCAUCACCAUCGGAGCCCUCUGCUCCUCCACACACACCGAGCUGGCGCUGAAACGGGACCUGCUGCAGUCUGUGCUGAAGGUGCUGGAAAGCCCCAACUCGUGGAACGCGUUUCGGACGGCGGGGGGGUUUGACGGGGUGCUGUCCCUCCUGGUGGACAUGGAGGGGGCCCUGCGGGCGGGGCCGGGGGGGGUGUGGGCGUCUCUGUGCGGGGAGCGCGUGCGGGAGCUGGUCCUGCUGGGCCUGCACACCGUGGCCCUGGCCGUGCACCUGCACCCCGUCAACGCCCACGCGUUCCACACCUCCCAGCAGCACGCCAAGAUGGCUGACGCCCUGCUGCAGCUGGGCUGCUUCUGCCAGGACCCCGACCCGGGCCGUAACCGGGACGACGACCCCGGCCGUAACCGGGACGACGACCCUGGCCGUAACCGGGACGACGACCCCGGCCGUAACCGGGACGACGACCCCGGCCGUAACCGGGACGACGACCCCGGCCGUAACCGGGACGACGACCCCGGCCGUAACCGCGACGGUGACCCCGCCCGUAACCACGACUACGACCCUGGCCGUAACCGGGACGACGACCCCAGCCGUAACUGCGACGACGACCCUGACCCCGACUGCUCCAGGACCUUCCAGCAGUUUGUGGAGGCGGCGGAAACCCCCGGAAGCAGCCUGCCCGCGCCCUUACGCGACUGCGUGAGGCUCCUUUCCUUCCUGGACCGGUUCGCCAUGGGAACCUUCUUUGCCAUGGAGCUUCCCGAGCUUCCGGAGAGCCUGGUGGAGCAGGAACACUCCAGCGCCGAGGUGGACUCUCUGGGAAGCACGCGGAGCACCGCAAGCAGCGUGGUCUCCGUGAGCAGUGACCCUGGACGCAGGUCAGCGUUUGAUCAGACCAUCCUGCACCCGGGGGCUGUGUGUGUUAUAAUGACUCUACUCCCAAAAAUAUCCAGCCCCACGCACACUCAGCUGGUUGCCGAGCUGCAGCUGGCCGUGGCCAAUCACGUGCAGUCGCUGGUGCGGUGGGAGCGCAACCGGCAGAUCAUGUGCGAGGCGGGGCUCCUGCUGGUGCUGCUGGAGCACUGCCAGGGUCCGCUGGGGAGCAGCACCCACCCCCUCCACCUGCCCGUCGUCCGCGUGUUCGAGAAGCUGGCCUCUCAGUCCAUCAGCCACGUCUCCCUCAGGAAGUUCCUGUGCCUGGGGAACCCCUUCCUGUGCGGGGCUGAGAAUGACCUCCCCCCUCCGCUAAAAACAGACGCCGCCCACGUCCCUAACGGGCACCGGGGCGAGGGGAGUGCUGCCCCCGGUGGUCAGGAGAAGAAGCCGUCGGGCAGGGAGCUCAAACACAGCUUCAGUCUGCUGAACCGGGCCGGGGGGGCGGGCGUCCCCCACCACCGCACCGUCAGCCUCGUCUCCAUGACGUCGCCCCGCAGCCUGAGACCCCACAGGCUGUCCGUGUCCCCGUCCUUCGUGGAGUUCGACAUGAGUGACAGUGGCUUUGGGUGUCUCUUCCUCCCCUCUCUGGCCACGGUGAAGGGCGUCAGUGCGGACUCCAUCUCCACCGGAGGCGUCGGCAGCGACUGCCGGGGCUUCCCCCCGUCCGCCGGCCUGUCCUUCUCCUGCUGGUUCCUGAUUGGCCGGUUCAGCUCGGCCUGCGAAUCCCACCCAAUCAGGCUGCUGACGGUGGUGCGGCACCUGUCGCGCGCCGAGCAGCAGUUCGUCUGUCUGUCCGUCUGCAUCGCCGCCCCCGACGGCUGCCUGGUCGUCAGCACGGAGGAGGAGCCCUACCAGUUCCUCGAUAUGAUGGAGCCUGAGGUGCACACACCCACCUCCCUGCCCUCCACGGUGCGGUUUAAAUGUGCCAAACACCUCAUCCCCGACCAGUGGCACCACCUCUCUGUGGUGCUGGCCAAGGACAUCAAAAAGAGCUGCCACGUCACUGCCUACCUCAACGGCAAGAUGGUCAACACCGCAAAGAUGAAGUACAUCCAGCCCUUCCCCGGCCAGUGCGUCUCCAUGGACCCCGCCGCGGUCAUCGACGUGUGCGCCGUCAUCGGCACGCCGUCGCUGUGGAAACAGCAGGCCUCUUUGAUCUGGCGGGUGGGACCCGCGUACCUGUGGGAGGAGGCGCUGACCCCAGAGUCUGUGGAGGUCAUGUACAGCCAGGGCACCAAGUACCUGGGCAACUACCUGUCCCUGUGUCUGCCAGCCGAGGGUCCGGACAGCGUCACGUCCCCGAUCAGGAUCAUGCCGGAGGAGCGGAUUUCCUUCGGGAUCAAUCCCGCCGUGUCCAGCAUCACCACGGUGACGGAGAUCCGGGAUCAGUACAACGAGGUGGACUCCCGCCUCAUCGCCAAAGAGAUGGGAAUCACUUCCCGGGAUAACAGCACUCCGGUCUUCCUGGCCCGGAACGUGGCGCAGCACCUCAGCGGAACCUCCCGGACCAUCGGCGCCGCCCUGGUGGGCCGUUUCGGAGUCAGGACGUUCGUCUCCACCAGCGCCGCUGACAGCUUCCUGUUCGUCGGCGGGCCGGCGGUGGUGCUCAGCCUGGUCGCCAUGGCGACGGAUGACAGCUCGCUGUACGCGGCGGCCAAAGUGCUGCUGUCCGUGCUGAGCAUGAGCCCCAGCAUGGAGCGGGAGAUGAACCGGACCCACGGGUAUCAGCUCCUGGCGUUCCUGCUGAAGACGAAGUCCCAGCUGAUCGGCAUCAGAACGUUCCAGCUCAUCCUGGCCAUCGUGGGCACCGUGGAGCUGGGAAGCAUCCGGAACCUCACUGCCUUCCGGGACAUUCUCUGCGACUUCGAUGUGUGGCAGAACGCUCCCGAUAACCUUGACAUGAUGGUUUUAAACCAUUUUGCUGACAUCUUGAUAUCAAGUGAUGACGGGCGCAGCGCGGCGGUGCUGCACAGCCUGGGUGUGAUGGUGAAGCUGCUGUUCCUGCUGAACGAGCCCUCGCUCACCUGCCACAAGACCCACCUGAUCGCCACCGUGCUCCAGCGGCUGCUGCAGGGCCACUUCAGCGCCCGGGACGUCUGCAGAAUCGGGCUGUUCCUGGUUUACACUCUGCUGCCCCCCUCCCUGAAUGAGAACACCAUUUUCUCUGGCAUCGUCUUUGACAUCUCCUCCCAAGCCCUGAGCCAGACGCCUGCCAGGACCGUCUGGAUCCGGAACCAGCUUCUGGAGAUGCUGUUCUCCCUGGUCAGCCCUGACAGCACACUGCCGCAGAAGGCUCAGGAGGAGGUGUUCUUGGCUCUGGGGCCGGACUGGUUCCUGCUCUUCAUGCAGAGCCACCUGCACUCCAGCACGGUGACUCUGGCCCUGAGGCUGCUGACGCGCCUCCUGUCCUUUCCCUCCAUCUUACCCCGCUUCAGAGACGGCAUGUCCCCCGGGACCCUGCUGGAGAACAUGGCCGACGAGGCCUCCGCCAUUAUGGAUAACCUGCGGCCCCAGGCCUGCACGCAGGAGGCCUGCUGCCCCUGCCCCGGCUUCCAGGUGCUGCAGAGGCUGCUGGUCAGCCACGUGGCCACGCCCGAGGUCUACAUGCUGCUGGCUGGCCUACUGCUGCAGAAAAGCAGCUACGGCGCUGUCACAGGGCAGGUGGAUCUGGACGGGCUGCUGCAGCAGUUGAUUGACAGCACGGAUGAGGGGCUGGGGCUGCAGCUCUGCUCAGACGCUGCACAGAUCCUGCUGGAGCUCGUCAAGGUCAUCAUCAGCAAGCCGGACGCUGGGAGCGAGGGCUCAUGGGAAAUGCAGUUCCCGGGCAGUGUGAUGCAGUUCUUCUGCCUGGUGCACAGUCUGCACCCCAGGGACCCCCUGUGGAGCUCCCCAAACUUCCUGAGCGUGCUGGCUGCCACCGUGUUCCCGCCCCCCGACCCAAAUCAGACCCCUGCAGACCCCUCUCUCCCAAACGGAGUGGCCACCCCUGAGCCCCCUCUGCCCCCCCCUGCCACCCACCCCGCCCGGAAGCAGGUGUGUGACUUCAUGCGUAUCCUGCUCAUGGACAGCCUCAUCAACAUCGCCGCCAAAAACAAACUGCACCCCUUCCUGCUGCUGCUGGAGUUCUCCCCAGACUCAGCCUCUCAGGAGCAGAAGCAGAGCUUCCAGACGGAGGUGCUGGAGUUCCUCAUGGACAUCGUGCACAUGACCUGCCAGGUGGAGGGCCAGGCCACCCAUGUGGCCAGAGAUGACGUGAAAGCCCAUGGAGACAGGCCUGUGGGGAACGCCACGCUGGUUGGUAACGUGGUGUUCUUCACGAAGAAGCUGGUGGAGAAGCUCUAUGAAGGCAUGUUCUUGGCUGAGCCUGAGAAGAUCCUGGUGUUCAUCGCCGAGCAGAUCGCUGUGGUGAUGGAGAAGGGGUCCUCCCAGCGGGAGAAGACGGUGAGCGUGCUGUAUAACAGCGCUAACCGCGCGCUGCUGUACUUCCUGUCACGCCGGCGGCAGACGGGGGCGGAUCUUCAGGCCGUGGUGGAGGCCCUGAGCGUCCUGCAGCAGCAGUGGGAUGUGCUCAUGGCCACCUACAACGCCAACACCACCUUCCUCACCUGCCUGCUGCACUGCCUCCUCAUCCUCCGCUCCGGCAGGUACCCAGAAGGCUUUGGGUGGGAGACACAUAAAAAACAGCCGAAGAAGAUCUGGUCACACCUCCUGCCUCACAAAAACAGCCAACCGAGUGCACCGGUGGUGGUGCCCAACUCCGCGGAAGUGGAGUCGGAGCUCCGGGGCCUGGUGGAGAGCACGUGGAGUAGGCUGAUGGCGGAACGCCGGCACGAUCUGGAGGAGACGUACAAAAUGGAGGUCUCGGCGAAGACUGGCGCUCGCGGCGCCCCGGUCAGCCUCACCGACGUCAGCCCGCUGUGGGAGGAGACCGCGCUCAACGCCUGGCAGCUCUUCAUUGACUCCCAGAAGAAGAAGCUGAGUAACUCCCAGCAGAAGAAGACCGCGGCCCUCAGCUCCGUGCUGCGCUCCGCCCAGAAGAAACUGGGAAAGGCCACGGGCUGCACUGUGGAGGAGUAUCUGAUGUGUAUGGAGGCUCACAGGAAGACCAGCCAGGAGAUGUUUGAGAGGCUGCUGAAGAACCAUGUGCAGACGGUGCGCUGUGAGCAGGACAGGCUGGGGUCCCGCUGGCUGAGGGUGGAGGAGGAGCUCCUGAGGGAGAGGGGCCUGUUUGGGCCGGGCCCCGGGGUGCUGCUCACGCAGGGCUGGGUGCAGGACGCCGCGGAGGGGCCCAACCGAAUGAGGCCCCGCAUCCGGCCCCGGGCCCCGCGCAGGUCCAAGAAGUUUCCGGCCUCCUCUCCAGGCCUGUAUGGGAAGUGGACCUUCAUCGAGGAGAACAGAGGAGUGGCUGAGGCCAGUGACACAGACUCAGAACACAAGAUCCUGUGUGAAGCGGGGCAGGAGGUGCUGGACUGUGACCAGCUGACGUUCUUCCCCUCCCUGAGUGAGGCGUAUCCUCUCUCUGAUGACUUCGCUGAGCAGUGCACAGAGACACACCUCAUCCUGCAGGAGCUGUCCCCCACUGAGAAGGUGAAAAGCAAGCUCUGUGUGGUCAUCGUCAGCGGACACAUCGUGACAGAGGGAGUGCUGUUAUUCGGGAAGAGUCAUUUCUAUAUCUGCGAGGGCUUCACUUUGUCUCCAUCGGGGGACGUGUGCUGUAAGAACCACCACCCCACCAGCAGUGUUCGGGAUUCCUUCAUCUGCAGCAUGUUCUUGACCACGCCCUCGUCCGAGACCACACCCCCUUCCUGCCGACGCUAUGCGUAUGAGGAAGUGAAGGACGCCCAUUUUGCUCGCUUCCUGUUGGAGGACAAUGCCCUGGAGAUCUUCAUGAGGAGCGGGCAGUCGACAUUCCUGGUCUUCCAGAAUAAAGAGCAUCGCUCCGCUUUCAAAUGGCUGUGCUCUAUUGUGCCCUCACUGAAGGGCAGAACGGUCACCGACGCGAGGAAGACGGCGGGCGCAGAGAAGGCGGCCCUGCUGAAGUGGCAGAGAGGAGAGAUGAGUAACUUUGAGUACCUGAUGCACCUGAACACCAUGGCCGGGCGGACGUACAAUGACCUGAUGCAGUAUCCAGUGUUCCCCUGGGUCCUGGCAGACUACGACUCCGAGACACUUGAUCUCUCCAGCCCGGCGACAUUCCGAGACCUGUCCAAACCUAUGGGCGCCCAGACGGACAAGAGGAAAGAGAAGUUCAUCCAGCGAUACAACGAGGUGGAAAACAACGACGGUGACCUGUCAGCGCAGUGUCAUUACUGCACUCACUACUCCUCCGCCAUCAUCGUCUCCUCCAUGCUGGUGAGGAUGGAGCCCUUCUCCCAGACCUUCCUGUCCCUGCAGGGCGGGUCGUUCGACGUGGCUGAUAGGAUGUUCUACUCGGUGAAGAAGGAGUGGGAGUCGGCCUCGCGGGACAACAUGUCCGACGUGCGGGAGCUGAUCCCCGAGUUCUACUACCUGCCCGACUUCCUGCUCAACUCCAACGGCAUCGAGCUGGGCUGCCUGCAGGAUGGCACCCCCCUGGGAGACGUCAUCCUGCCCCCCUGGGCGAAGGGGGACCCCCAGGAGUUCAUCCGCGUUCACCGGGAGGCCCUGGAGAGCGAGUACGUCAGCUCGCAGCUGCACCUGUGGGUGGACCUGAUCUUCGGCUGCAAGCAGCUGGGCCAGGCAGCGCUGGAGGCCGUCAACACCUUCCACCCCUACUUCUACGCCGAGACGCUGGACUCGGACUGCCUCCGGGACCCCCUGAAGAAGAGCACCAUCCUGGGCUUCGUCAACAACUUCGGACAGAUCCCCCGACAGCUCUUCACGAAGCCCCACCCAGCGCGGAACAGCCGCAAAAACUCGAAGGAUCAGCUAGGGCCCAGCCACGGCCCGCCGUUCUUCUGCAGCCUGGGCAGGCUGAAGCCAUCAGUCCAGCCUGUCAAAGAGCUGAUUCGCGGGCCCGUGGGUCACAUGGUGUGCGGAGAGAAGGAUAUCCUGGUCGUGGAGAAGAACAAGCUUCUCAUCCCCCCCCUCUGGAACGCUUUCUUCUCCUGGGGUUUCCACGACAACACCUUCGCCUACGGAAACUACUCCACAGAAAAGAACUUCGCCGUGUGCGAGAGCCCGUCGGACUGGGGGGCGAGUGGGUGUGCAGCCUGCCCUAACCCCAGCACGGUGGUCACGGGGGGGGCCAGCUCUGUGCUGUGCGUGUGGGACAUCGCCCUGGCCAAGGACAAGCUGCAGCACAUGAGGCUCAGACAGGUGCUGUACGGACACACGGACGCGGUGACGUGCGUGGAGGCCUCGCAGGCGUACGGCGUGAUCGUCAGCGGCUCCAGCGACCGGACCUGCAUCCUGUGGGACCUGCAGGAGCUCAGCUACAUCACCCAGCUGCCCGGGCACGCGGCCAGCGUCAGCGCGCUGGCCAUCAACGACCUGACCGGAGAGAUAGCGUCGUGCGCGGGCGCUCACCUGUACCUGUGGACCAUGAAGGGUCACCUGCUGUCCUCCCUGGACACGUCGUUCGGCCCGGAGGGGGCCAUCCUGUGCUGCUGCUUCACGCAGGUGUUCGAGUGGGACCCCCGAAACGUCAUCGUCACCGGCUGCGCCGACGGCAUCGUCCGGGUGUGGAAGAAUGAAUACACGGCGGCACAAUUGCCUUCACGCGGAGAGGGGGCCCCCCGGUCCCCCGGGGCCCCUCGGCCGGGAGCGGCAGAGAGAGCCGGUAAGGAGUGGGAGAGGCACCUGGUCCUCACUCAGGAGCUCAACCGCAGCCAGACCGUGUCCCGGCGACGCUACAAGAACAACCCCGCGGUCACCGCCCUCGCCAUAUCCCGGGAUCACAGCAGUCUGUUUGUGGGAGACGCCUGGGGACGGGUUUUCAGCUGGACCAGCGAGGGGUAAAAACAGAGGACUGCACACCCUACUGAAAAUCUCCAAAUGCUCCAUACAAGCUACUGAAAUGUUCUACACAACCUACUGAAAAUCUCCAAAUGCCCCAUACAAGCUACUGAAAUGUUCUCCACACCCUACUGAAAAUCUCCAAAUGCUGUACACAACCUACUGAAAAUCUCCAAAUGCUCCAUACAACCUACUGAAAUCUUCUGCACGCCCUACUGAAAUCUCCAAAUGCUGUAUGUACCUUACUGAAAAUCCCCAAAUGUCCAAAUGCUCUACACAUGCAACUGAAACUCUCCAACUACUUUACGCACCCAAUUGAAAACCUCAAAAUGCUCGAGACAACCGACAAAAUCGUGAAAUGUGCUACAGACCCUACUGAUAAUCUCCAAAUGCUCUACACAACCUACUGAAAACCUCUGCAUGCUCUGAUCACCCUCCUGAAAAUCUACAAAUGCUAUCUGCACCCUACUGAAAAUGUUCCACACACCCUACUGAAAAUCCCCAAAUGUUCUGCAUACCCUACUGAGUAUCACCACACUUGCUAUUGUGUUGCUAUUUUAUUACUACUUUUAAAAGAAGGCAUAGAACCCAGGGGAAAUUAUUGGUUGGAUGCUCAGUAUUUUUGAACAAACCUUUUUCCCGGAUUCUCUUUUUGGUGAAUGGUCUGGAUGUUCAGUUAAAUUCAAUUCAGGUCUCAUUUGCAUUUUCAGGCCCAGCAAUAAGCAAAGGUCAACAAUCAGUUGUGUCGUGUUUCAUUGUUGUGGGGGGGUGGGUGAGGUCAGGGCAGUGAAACUGUGUGGCAUACCUCUUUGGACCUGUAAAAGUUGCAAAAGGACAGAAAAUAUUAUUUAAGAAAUGAAGAUGUGGCGCUUCUGUUGCUGACGCAGGUCUGCGGCUUCUGGAACAUUCUGAACCGGCCUGUUAGUUUCACGGACUCUUCCGGCUGCCUCUGUGAUCCUGCCGUCUCCCGAUCAGUUAUUAUUUUGAGUGUAAAUUGUGUUCGUUAUAUUUCCCCUUCUUAACACCUCGCCGUAGGAGGAGCGGUGAGGUGGCCUUGUUCCCUGGGCAGCAGGUUUCUGCUCUGUGUGCUUUCAGUGAUUUUUAAAAUGACAUUAUUUUGCUAAAACAAAAUGUACGACUUCUGCUGAUAACGGAUUAUUGACUAAUGAUGUCGCUGCAUGUAUUUUUUCCCAGACAUACCAGCUGUUACAACAUUGUUGUUAAUACAAAGUUUUUUUUUUUUGCUAGUGUGGCAGGUUUUAUUUUGUCUGUGUGUGGACGUGUACGAGUGUGUGUGUGUGUGUGUGUCUGCGUGCGCGGGCGCUUGUAUAUAAUCAAGUCAUACCUGCUCUUAUUGAAUGUACUGUAAAUAAAUUAAUUUACUGUG
This is a messenger RNA of Conger conger (European conger), 11554 nucleotides long. RefSeq names its product WDFY family member 4 (gene wdfy4). The coding region runs from base 484 to 10170 and encodes 3228 amino acids. NCBI's taxonomy places the organism in Eukaryota, Metazoa, Chordata, Actinopteri, Anguilliformes, Congridae. The transcript has 63 exons. Gene Ontology annotation, molecular function: protein binding. The record is from RefSeq and is a predicted model, not a curated record.